CGCCUUUCAUAUGAGAGGCGUCAAUGAAACAUAACCUUCAAAAAAUUUUCUCUAUGUUAUUGAUAAUAUUUUGACAAUAUUUGAUAAAGUAAAACAACAAUAAGUUGAUUAAUCAUAUAAAUAUGCAAUUUUUAAAAAAAUAAACAAUAAUAUUAUUAUUUAUAAAAAUACAAACAAUUGUUUUUAUAUUUCUAAAAACAUUGAUUGAUUUAUUUUUUAAAAAUGGGUUGUUGUUGUAGUUUAUUUAAAAAAGAUUCUGGUCCAGAAGAUGAACCUAAUGAGACAACACGUUUACUGAUUGAUCCGGUUAACAAUAGUCCAAUUAUACCAAGGAUUCAUGAUGAUUAUCCCAGUCAAUAUUCAAGUUCAUUACCAAAAACAACAGAUGAACAAAGUGCACUAAACAGAAUUUUGCAUGAAGCUGCAGCAAAUGUCAUUGACGUUGGUGCUUUAGAUUCUCAUAAUUUAGAGCAACAUGAAUACAUUGAUAGAUCACGAGCUUAUGCUAAAAAAAUUGAAAUUGGAAGUGUCAGAGUUCCACAAUUAGUACCAUGUUUAUUAAAAGAUAUUCCAGCACCAGAAAGAGUACUUGCUGCUGAUCCGAUUGCUCGUGAAGAUCAAGAAUUAAUUAAAAAUAUGUUAAAAAAUGCUGUUAUUGCAUUGCAAGAUGUCAAAGUCGAACACAAAGAAGAUUUAGUUGUGCCAUUUAUUGCGUGAUUGAUUUUAGAUUAUUCAAAUAAAUUUUUUAAUUUCAAUCAUUUACAAUAUAUGCAAUAAUAUUGCAUUUUGAAAAAACAAUUUUUUUUUAUGUCAAACAUGAGUAAGUUUAUUAAAAAAUUUUAUUUAAAUUUUUAUACUUAUAGUAAUCAGAAAUUAAUAAUUAUUUUAUUGUUAAAUAAAACAGUUAAAUAAUUGAUAUAUAUUUUUUAUCAAUAACUUAUUUUUUACUAUUCUAUUUUGUUUUUUUUUUUUCAUAAAUAUUUAUCUCGAUAUUAAAAAUAUCUAUAAUUUUAAUAUUUAAAAAAUUAUAUUAUUUUUAAAUAUCAUUUAUUAUUAUUUAGUCGUGAUUAAAUUUUGAUAUGUGGUAUUUUUAAAAUAAUAAUUUUUUAAUAUUAAUGUUUAUUUAAAUAUAUUAUUUUGAGAUAAAUUUAUUUGAAAGAAAAAUUUAAAAUACAAAAAAAAAAAAACAAAAAUGUGGAGUUUAAAAUUUCAUACAAACUUUUAAUGAUAAAUUUAUUUUAUUGUAAAAUAAAUGAUGAUGAAAAAUUUGUGAAAAAUAAAUGAAUUUAUAAAGUUUAUAAUAUUGUCAAAACACAAAAUGCGGAAAUUAAUAUAAAUAUAUAGUUGGUAAUAAUCAACUGGCUAAUUAAUAUAACAAUUGUAAAAAAAAAAUUAUUGUAAAAUAAUUAAAUAAAUUAUAUCAUUAUCUAU
Molecule: messenger RNA, 1431 nt
Organism: Aphidius gifuensis
Lineage: Eukaryota; Metazoa; Arthropoda; Insecta; Hymenoptera; Braconidae
Gene: Lamtor1
Product: ragulator complex protein LAMTOR1
Exons: 4
Coding region: 223-717 (164 amino acids)
Biological process (GO): cholesterol homeostasis; endosomal transport; lysosome organization
Cellular component (GO): Ragulator complex; membrane raft; lysosome
Molecular function (GO): molecular adaptor activity; guanyl-nucleotide exchange factor activity
Source: RefSeq, a predicted model, not a curated record